This is a messenger RNA of Pectinophora gossypiella (pink bollworm), 577 nucleotides long. It is a transcript of the gene Polr3K, whose product is annotated as DNA-directed RNA polymerase III subunit RPC10. Gene Ontology annotation, cellular component: RNA polymerase III complex. The transcript has 2 exons. Gene Ontology annotation, molecular function: nucleic acid binding; zinc ion binding; DNA-directed RNA polymerase activity. The record is from RefSeq and is a predicted model, not a curated record. Gene Ontology annotation, biological process: DNA-templated transcription; termination of RNA polymerase III transcription. Bases 251 to 577 code for a protein of 108 amino acids. Lineage: Eukaryota; Metazoa; Arthropoda; Insecta; Lepidoptera; Gelechiidae.
UUGAACGACAGUCGUUCACUACUUGGUCCUUGUUCACUCACGUGUGAUUGAUAAAAAUAACCUCAAAAGAUCAAACCAUUGGCUUGGCUUCAUUCUUUGAUAACAACUAACAAUUUGCAAUAUAUAUGUUUUAUUUGUAACUUAUACGUGAAUGUAAUUAAAAUAGGUGCACUUUAGUGACCCUUUACGUUGUGUUUCUUUUUUUAUAUAAAAGUAAAAACUGUGUUGAUGGAAAGAAGACUGACAAAAAAUGUUGUUUUGUCCAACCUGUGCAAACAUUCUCAUGGUUGAGGAAGCUCCCGAAUCUGGAUUACGAUACGGUUGUAACACGUGUCCUUACGUUUACAAUAUCAAGAGGAAGGUAUCUUCGCGUACUUUCCCGAAACUGAAGGAAUUGGAUUAUAUUAUGGGCGGAGCUGCCGCCUGGGAGAACGUGGACUCAACGGAUGCUACCUGCCCUAAGUGUAGCCACGGCAAGGCAUACUUCAUGCAGCUUCAAACCCGGUCUGCAGACGAACCCAUGACCACAUUUUAUCGUUGUUGCAACCACAAGUGUGCACAUAACUGGAGAGAUUAA